AUGGCGUCUCCAGCUCUGCGGAAACUACUGAGAAACCAUACUACUGCCUCAAGAAUCCCCACAUUUCUCCGGCAAACCUAUGACGCAUUGAUCCAAAUCCCCCAACCUAAUCAGACGACGACAUUUUCGAACCCACCCGAAACCAAAUGUUUGGAACCAAAUCACUCAUUUGGCCCGGUCGUUUACCCUAGUUUCCCGUUCGGCUAUUUUCUCGGCCCGCUUUCUCAGACCCCAUCGAGAAAUCCUGAGAUGGACGAGGAAAUGGCGCCGGACAAUUCCAAUAUCAUCAUACGAGCUGAUAGUGUGAAGAAGAAGAGGAAAAAGAAGAUGAACAAGCAUAAGUUGAGGAAGCUGAGAAAGCGUCUCAGGAAGAAGUCAUAA
Molecule: messenger RNA, 381 nt
Organism: Striga hermonthica
Lineage: Eukaryota; Viridiplantae; Streptophyta; Magnoliopsida; Lamiales; Orobanchaceae
Source: the annotation of a GenBank genome assembly